Messenger RNA from Closterium sp. NIES-65, 549 nucleotides. The record is from the annotation of a GenBank genome assembly. NCBI's taxonomy places the organism in Eukaryota, Viridiplantae, Streptophyta, Zygnematophyceae, Desmidiales, Closteriaceae.
AUGGCCAUGGCGGGGUUGCAACACCAGGGCGGCAGCAUGAGCACGAGCAGCAGCGGCAGUGAGAGCAAGACGAUGAAGGAGAGGCAUGCGUCGGCGGCGCUCGAGGAGCUGCGCGCCAUCGUGCAGGCGUGCGCGACCAUGCUCAACAGGAAGCCGUCAUCGCUGAAGCGCGCGUUCGAGCGGCGGCACCCGCAGCUGGCGGGGGAGGCGGACAGCGCGCUGUACGCCACCCACCUGCUGCUCUUCGCGCUCCACCGCGCCCUCCGCGCCUGCACCCUGCGCACCGCCCUCGCCGCUUCCAAGGUCCCCUUCCCUCCCCUCUGUCCCCUCUGCGCCAUCACCGUGCCACUGGACCAGCUGCUGUACCGCAGCAUAACCACCUUCGCCACUCUGCACCGCAUGCACCUCGAGGCCCAGCAGCAGCAGCAGCGCGCGCGACGGCAGGCGUUCAGCAAGGGCGCGGGGGCCAGCAGGGGAGCGCCGCCCAGGCCGCCGUCCAUGGGGCACGAGCAGGUAGGUGCUGGCGGGCAGGGAUGUGGGGGGCAGUAG